UCGACACCGACAACAGUAGAGGACGAAAUGUCUUCGCUUUCAAGGAAGGUCAAAAUGCUUCUAUAUCCAUGAGUGUUAUAUGUUACUAUGGCUAUUAUGAUAACAAACGGUUUGAGGUUUAUUGGGUUCCGUCGAAUGUUGCGGUCAUAACUAAUGGAAUGGCGGUAUAUCGUUUUUACUGGCGAUAUUAUCACCACUUCAACGGUAUGUCUUCAAUAAACCAUGACAUAAAGGGUUUGAACGUCACUGGCUCAACUGACUACUCAUAUACAGCAAGAGCAAUCAUCCGAUUCGAUUUCGACAGUAUGAACGCGACCUUUAACGGAAGCCGUAUCGUAUUGGUAGAUUACUAUGAUGGUAAUCGUGUAUUGGGAAGCAAGGAGAUCAUUGUUACUUGUUGCAAGACAUCGGAAUUACCUUCAUCUAUGACACCUAUUGGAACACUCGAUAAUACAGCAUGCAUGACCGAGGCACAAAUGAAUUGCACAUCAGGAAGUUUAUUCAGAAAUGGUCUAACUUAUCUCCCAUUCGUAACAUUAACAUGCAGUUCUUCUAGCAAGUGGGAGAAUAGCUCGAACCUUCAAUGUUUGCCAAGUUGCCCGAGGCCGACAUUGGCACACUCGCUCUACACAUACGUCCAAGCGGGAACACCAGUAGGGACCACAACUCGUCUGCGAUGUCUCACUGGUCAGAUGUAUCGAACAACAGACCCGAAAUACUUUGUUAGCGCCUCGACUACUAUUGAAUGUAAAGGUGAUGGUAAGUGGACCGACCCUGGAAUGGCGUGUUGGACAAGUAAGAUUGGAAUUACUAUAUUACUUCUCAAUGUAUUUUAUUGA
Messenger RNA from Styela clava, 839 nucleotides. NCBI's taxonomy places the organism in Eukaryota, Metazoa, Chordata, Ascidiacea, Stolidobranchia, Styelidae. The record is from RefSeq and is a predicted model, not a curated record.